AGAGUAUCAUGGCUCAACCUCAACCCGCUUCGGCGGGUGACUCCUCUAUGUCCAACGGACCAUCACCGCCGCCUCAAGCAAUUUUGGACCCAGAUCGGACUUAUGCCAAAGAUCAACCACCCAACUUGCGCGAAGCCUUCACCAGCUUCUACCCCAAUGGCCUCCCCAACGUGUAUAAAAUGCUACAGACACCUGGUCCUGAGGGCGUCGUUCAAACGUAUGUCGAAGACUACCUCCCUGUGGGAUUCUACACCAGCCCCCCAGUCGACGCUGAAGCCGUCUUCUCUACCGCCAAUGGAUCGAACCCUUUUCGUUUCAUGGAGCAUCUCUUGCCUCAGCGUCGGGUUCACCUUUGGUCCAAAGAUGAAAUUCAAUCUGCUUGCAACUCACUCCGCAGGCUCUACUGGCAAGUCAUAAAAGACAUGCCGCAGCCCUAUUGCUGGGAUAGUCUGUGGACGUAUUUUGACGCCCAAGACAUUUACCAUUAUGGAGCUUUGAACCUUUGGAAUGUGGUUAACCAGCUUUUUUCUGAAAACAAGAUCAUCGCGCUGGACGUCUCGAAUGCCUUCGCCAUCGAAGUUGGCCAAUGGGUUGAGGACUGGCUGUACAACGACGAGAACCGUGACAAACUUAUCAAUAGCACUGAGACUGGUCUCUCUAUCAAUGGUGUGAUCGGUUGGGAAGUCAUGAAAGACCUUCCGGAUGAAGCCCUCCUUCUUAUCGCAAGUGCCCUUGAGCAUCGACGAUCUCUGUUACUAUCACCCGAGAAAUUAAGGCCUGGUGCGGUGAAGCCUAAUCACUUGUUGGAGUUUUACGAAAAGAAACGCCUCGAAAACUGGUUAGCUGGCCAACGCGUCCUCGGACCUUCAGGUCUGUCUACGAGACCAACAGAAUGGCAGCCUCACCAUGUCUCCCCGGCUUCAAAGAAAGCCACUCACCCAUUUAUGACGAUUGAUGGUAAACACUACUUCAGUCGGCCUGAAUGGCGUGUGUCCAGUGCUGUAGAAGCGCUCCACCAAUCCGCAGCAGCAGCAGGGCCUGCCGCCCACGGCCACAGCGAGACAACCUCGAUUGAACAAAACCAGGCCAACGACACUACCACUUACGGUGGUCUCCGAGUUUCGGCUCAGGCCAGAAGCAAAUCCACAGAGCCUUUUCCUUCAGUCCGGACACCACCCCCCCACACUAAUGGCCAGGAAAAUGAUGACGAGCCCGCUUCCUCUCCCAACGGACACCAUGAACAGGAGGAGCAAGAGGACUUUGAUGCACUGACCCCCACGAGAGUAAGACGACAUGGUCGCAAAAAUCCCCGGGCCACACGGGGAGCUCGAAAGUCCACAGUGACAACAUCAUUGCCAGGCUCAGCAGUCAUGGGUUCCUCAAGUCUUGCUAGUCCUACAAAAGAUGUUGCGAAUGCUCAACAGGCCCAGGCUACUUCGAGUCGUUCAAAGGACCAGAUCGCUGAAAAUAACAUCAGAGGUGCAGAAUUACAGUUGAGCACCAAUGAUAAACCUAAGAACAGCCAGCGACCGAACCGAGCUUUUGAUCAGCCAGUGGCUCACGAUCAGAAAGAAACGAAGUAUCCUGGAAAUAUGAAUACAUUCAAUCACAUGCAAAGACCUGAUGUAGGCUUUCAAAACAGUGUGCUGUCUAGUGGGCUCCCUGAGGAUAUGAUGCGUUCUGAGCAAAUCGCGAUGCAGACUCCUCCCGGGGCAACUUUUAACUCCUCAGAAACUUUUAACGCUGUCACUCAAGGAAACUAUUCUGUACAUCCUCAACAGAACUUCCCAGUUCAAAAUGGAUUUGACUAUGGUUUUCCACAUGUUCAGCAGCCACCGCCGCCUCAAAGGGGUCCAUUGCCCAGCCGUGGUAGAAAUACCAGCAACUCUUCCCGCAACGAUCGUUUUGAUUCAAAUGACAGCCGAUGGUCGCACCAAAACCAUGAAAAUCUCAACGGUGGGAAUGCUGGAUUGGGUCGAGGAGGUUUCCAACGCGGAGGGGGUCGUAAAAAUCGCCGUGGUGGCCACAACCAACGAAAUGCGACUGCGCCUGUCGCGCAACCUCAUACCGGCCCUGAUUUCAAUCAGAAGAGGCGCGAUGCACCACCGUGGAAGGAUUCAUGGCGUCGGGAUCAAGUUACUUGUCAGAACGUUCAGGAUGGUUUCACGAUCAAAGGGUAUGUACCUUGCUCUUGCCAGAUCUGCGAUUCUCGUAACCGCUCCGUAUACAUCAUUGUCGAAGGCUAUCAAAGGAUCCAUGGAGCAGACGUACUCACACGGCUCAAAUACGGCCUGGCUGAGAGAUAUGGGCAUGUGGAGGAGGUGUUCCCCAUCGCGUCCAAGGAACCAGGACGUUAUAUUGCCCGAUUUGCAGACUCCUCGUCAGUUGGUCAAGCCCUGACUAUUGGCGGCGGUAACAUGCCUGAGCAAGGCAUAUCUGUUAAAUUCUCUCCAGCUUUGCGAUCAAAAUGGACACUCUCGGAGCAAGCACCCACUCGACCAGUCCCAGGUCGAGUUGCUGGUCAAAAUGCUCCCGCUGUGCCAUUCUCUCCUUAUCCCUUUGGCCCAUCGAUGCCAAGCAAUGCGCCAAGUACUGCAGCAGUUCCUUACAUGAUGCCUGGCAUCAUUCAUCCGGCUGUGGUCAACCCUGGGCAAGCACAUAACACCCAUUUCUGGCAAGCCAGCGGAGGGCAACGUUCUGUGUCUGGGUUUGUACAGCCUCCUGCCUCUGGUAUUCCAUCUACAAUUGUGCAGCCCGGAUCCAACCUACAACCGUUCUUCCCUGGACAGCCAACUCUUGCCCCAAGACAACUUCCUGUCCCCCCUCCCGUCCAGCAGGACCAGGAAAACAUAUCCUCUUAUGAGGUACUACAGACCAAACCUCCGUCCGAAGAAGCUUUGGAUGAAAUCCAACACCCUGAUCAAGAUGACCCAGCUAGCCCGCGAAGUGACGGAAGCAAGUGUACUGGGAUCAAAGCUCGCGUCUCCUUGCCCAGCACCCCCACGAAAGCUUCCCUUAUCCCCCAAGGAACACCAACGCAGCCAAAUGAAACAGUAGAAGGGGUUGCGGGUAUUGAUACGGCAACACAUCAUCAGAAUGGGACGCCCGUGAACUCGCUUGAGAGCCGGGCAGAAGCAAAGAUGACAUUUGGCCAUCAAGCUAAACUAGUGUCUGAACCAACCGGUAACAAGAACAGUCACAGUCGUACAUCAAGCAUCUUUUCUGAGAAUGAGAUCAAAGAGAGACGAAAAGCGUGGGCUAAAAUUCCUAUGCCUAUAAAUCUCCGUAGGCCUCGGUCGGCUACUCCAAUCAAACCUAGCAGCAUCGCCAUUGAGAACGGUCGCAACUUGGGGGUUGGAAAGAGCGACAAUCGCGAACCUAAUGCUACUAAGUCGGAGAAGCCAAUCUCAGCCCAGAAUGUAACUUCUGAUCCGGGUACCGGCGAUGCUCACGAGCCAUCUACGUCUGAGAACCCCGAGUCUAAGUUUCCAUUGCCGCAUGCGCCAAAAGAUCCGUCUGCUGCUCGCUCAACCAGGUCAACAAGAGAAGAUGCUACCGAAUCACAGAAAGCCACCAAAGAUGAAGCACAUCCAUCUGAGAUACCUGCAGCCUCUCCUAUGACUGAAAAUGUCACAUCUAAGGUUGAACAAUCACUUGAGCAAGAAGAUAACUCGGGCACGCUACCAAGAGGUAAAGGAAAGAAUGCGAAGAAGGCCAAGAAAAAGAAAUCGAAGCAGAUCAUGGCAUCUCAGGGCAUCGUAUCCAAUCACACCUUUCAACAAAACCAGUCCUCCUCUUCUCCUCAAUCCAGCCACAUGGCACCUCAGCAUAUGCAUGGUGGCAGCGGAGGGUUGGGGUUUAAUACAGACUAUGGAGGUUAUAUCGGAAGUCAGGAAUCAGGUUCAUCUUCGCCUAUCAAGCGACAUCACGAUGGGCCUGAACAGCCUUCUGUAUCUGGUUCUGCUAAGCGAAGUAAGAAGCAUGGAAACAGCCACGAACCUACUCAGCACCAGCCUCAACUCCAACCUUCAUUUGACGAAUCAGAUUCUCCCGAUGAGGAUGAACGCGGCCGUCGGGGAUUCAGAAUGGGUAGAGGAGGUUCACUUCGCCUUGGCAAGCAACGUCGACCUCGUCCUAUGAUUCCUGGCGCAAUGCUUGCAGAACAACAAUUCAAUGCUCAAGAGCCACCUCCUUCGUCUGGUUUUGCUUUUCAAUGCCAGAGCCUUCCUAAAUCUGAUAACUCGCAGAACUGGCGUGAUAACGAAAAUGGCGCAAGAAGCCGUCUCAAUCCCGAGGCCCGAGAGUUUGUGUCUCCAUCGAGAACAGCCUCUAUCAACAAAGGACCAGUUGCCCAUCUCGGCAGUGGUGAAGCAUCGGGUGGUGGCACAGUGAAUGAAUCAGCUGCCCAGCUUGACCAAACAGAUGAAUCGAUCCGAGAGGCCCUCAAGACCGGGCUCGAUUACGCAUGCGACACACCUUUGCAGAAUGAGAAAGCCCCCUCCGCCACAACUAGCCAGACCCCUCAACGUCGUCGAGCCACUUCAGAAGUGGUCCAAAAAGAGACUCCUAGAAAGGAGAAGGGGCCUGCUCAUCAAGGAGAGGGAAAGAAGACUCCGGCGAAAAUUUCGAAACGAGGCAAAGGCAAGGAGAGGGUAGUGACAAUGAGUGCGAAGGCCGACAAGGCUGAAGCAAAGGGUGAGAAAGCUCAAGACAUGCCUCAAACCCCUGAGAAUCAAGGAGGAAAAGUCAAGAAGCCUGGCCUGAUCGACGAUGACUGGCCAUCACUUCCAGCCUCUCGGGAACGGGCGCAGUCUAAGCCACAGACACCAUUGAUUUGGGGUGGAAAGACGAAAUCUACCCAAGAUAACGGUGGACUCGGAGAAGGAUCUCCUGUCACGAAGAACUAAACUGGGACAAGGUGACCGGGAACACAUCAGGAAGAACGGAGAGAGGCAUGAGGAGACAUGAAUCGAGGAAUGAUCCAUGAAUUUCUUUUGGUACUGUGCGCUCUACUUGACAUCAAGUCAGUAGAAGAGAAAGAAAGAAAAAAGGAUGGAUAGGGGGCAGGGUAGUGGAUUUCGAGGGCUUGUAUUGCGCAUGGACAAGUUGGAUUGUCCAUUGAAAUAGUUUGCCACAUCUGGUCUGCUAUUGUGCACGUCAUCAUAGUAUCAGGUUAGGGGAUUAGAAAAAAGUGCGAUUUAAGCAAGG
Molecule: messenger RNA, 5208 nt
Organism: Fusarium redolens
Lineage: Eukaryota; Fungi; Ascomycota; Sordariomycetes; Hypocreales; Nectriaceae
Exons: 4
Coding region: 9-4907 (1632 amino acids)
Source: RefSeq, a predicted model, not a curated record